Molecule: messenger RNA, 562 nt
Organism: Dermatophagoides pteronyssinus (European house dust mite)
Lineage: Eukaryota; Metazoa; Arthropoda; Arachnida; Sarcoptiformes; Pyroglyphidae
Source: RefSeq, a predicted model, not a curated record
AUGAAGGCCCUUUUGGGUGUAAAUAUCUUCUCAAAGCAUUUUUAUGUUUGCAAAUAAUUUUUCAUAAUUUUUUCAUUCUCAUAAUAUUGAAUUCUAAUCAUGGAUAUAACUGCUUUGAAGCUUUUUGAACAUGUACCAACAUUAAAUGACAACAAUUGGCCAAUUUGGAAAUGGAAAGUAGAAUUGGCAUUACGACAUAUGGAAAUGUGGCCAUUAGUAAGUGAUGAAGAUUCAUCACAAUCAACUGGACAGCCAAAUGAUGAUAUUAAAAUUUGUUCAUUAAUUGGUCUUUGGGUUGAAGAUUCAUUGGUACCAUUGAUUAGAGAUUGUAAAACUUCGUAUCAAAUGUGGACAAAAUUGAGUGAACACUUUGAAAUUGGAUCACUGCCAGUUACUAGUACAGAAUCAUCAUCAAUUCCAAAUGAAAAUUCGAAAUCCAAAAGCGCUAAAAAGAAAGAGCUAAAGUGUGAUUUCUGUCAGAAUGAUGGUCAUAGUGAAAAUAAAUGCUGGAGAAAAAAACGAAUCACUAACUCAUUAAAAAAAUAUCAUCCCAUUAUUUGAU